Messenger RNA from Larimichthys crocea (large yellow croaker), 2591 nucleotides. Its product is annotated as lumican. Bases 715 to 1818 code for a protein of 367 amino acids. NCBI's taxonomy places the organism in Eukaryota, Metazoa, Chordata, Actinopteri, Sciaenidae. The record is from RefSeq and is a predicted model, not a curated record. The transcript is spliced from 5 exons. Gene Ontology annotation, molecular function: protein binding.
CUCUGCUCCGCUCAGAUACUUGCCAGGAGUUACUUCCUUCAAGACACACACACACACACACACACACACAUGGAUGCACAUACAAAAGCACACACAAGAAUACACACUUAUACACACAGAAUGGUCUCUUUGGCUCCCCAGGUACUUUGUGGCUUAAACGCUUACAGGCAGAACUGUAGACCCAAUCACACACACACACACACACACACACACACACACACACACACAAAGUGCAUCUUGAAUGCCGAUCAAAAUUUUCUCAUGUUCACUGAAUUCUUUCCACCAUCAGAGUCCAAGUUGCCUUCAUUUUAUUUCCUUCUUUCUUUGCUUCCCCCUUUUUUAAGCAUUUUUUAAGGUCUUUAGUCUUUUUUCUUUGUCUAUUUUUUUAAUGUGUACUUUAUGGCACAAUCAAACAUGUUUCCACCAAAUGUUGUGGGUUCAACCGUUUACCGAGGGCAGAGCUGAGAGAAAGGAGAAGGAAGAAGUGAGUGAGGGAAGGUUAUGCAGGAGGGUUUGGGGUCUGGGAUGUGGGCAGCAUUUGAAGAAGAGGAAUGUAGCAGACGUUACCCAGCAGUGGGUAAACAUAGCUGGUAGCACACACACACACACAUGCAGACACGUUAACACACACACACACACACACACACAGUUCCCGAGAGUUUCAUUGGAAAUUUAAGACAACUCUGUAGCUUCUGACCAAACAGAAUUACAUAUAUGGCUCUCCUGUGCUGUAUCGUGUUGGUGCUGCUCUGCGUUUCUGACUCUGCCUCAACCCCUGUCAUUGACAUUGCCAUGGACUAUGGAGGUGUUCCUCUGUGGAUCGAUCGCCUGCUUGGUGAGCCCAGCGUGCUGAGCCUGCAGGGACGGAUGAACACAGCCUGGUUCCGAGCCAACAAUCCCCAAGACUGCCCUCAAGCGUGUGACUGCCUCAUUCAGUGGCCCACGGCGCUCUACUGUGACCACAGAGGCCUGGCAGACAUCCCUGACAGGCUGCCGGACACGACUCAAUACCUGUUUCUUCAGCGCAACAACAUCUCGUCCCUGUCCUCGUCUUCUCUGGCCAACAUUACUGAUCUACGGUGGCUGAUCCUGGACCACAACCAGCUGCAGAAUGACAAGCUGGACCAGGCCACCCUGCAAAAUCAGACCCAGCUGUGCUACUUUUUUGCCAACAACAACCACUUGAAAUCAGUGCCUAGAGGUCUACCAGCUGGACUCAAGCAGCUACGACUGGCCUACAACCAAAUCAGCAGCAUCAGCCCCGGAGCUUUCCAGCACCUGCACAACCUGACGCUGCUGCUGCUGCAGGGAAACAGGUUGCAAACCAUCACAGAGGGAGACCUCAAAGGUCUUUUUAGUCUGAACCUGCUGGACCUCAGUGGGAAUUGGUUCUCGUCCGUGCCCAAGAAUUUACCCAUAUCUGUCCAGCAGCUCUAUCUGUCCAACAACACUCUCUCUGGGCUGGAUGAGGACAGCUUUGUGGGUUUUCUCAACCUCAAGUACCUCCGUCUAAGUCGCUGUGGUCUGCAGAGCCGCAGCGUCCACCCGCAGGUCUUCAACUUCUCCAGCUUGGUGGAACUGGACCUUUCUUAUAACAAACUUAUUACCAUUCCCACAGUCUCCACCACCCUGCAGUAUCUCUACCUGGAGGCCAAUGAAAUACGAGGGAUCAACAUGACUAGUUUCUGCAGAGACGUGGGCCCUCUGUCCUACUCCAGGAUGAAGGUAUUACGACUGGACGGAAACAAGAUGUCCUACCAACAUCUGCCCCUUGAUUGGGUUUACUGUCUGCGAGUGAUUGAAAGUAUUUAUGUUUAACUUUCUGAGCAUAUGCCACAAUUAGGAUGACUGUAUGUGGCGGGCCGACCUCGUCUCGUGAUUCAAAGAGAAAAAAAUGUGACUCAACUUAAGAUCUUUGUUUUGUUCGUCAAAGAUCUCAGCCUUUAUGCUAGAAACCAGAGAAGAAGUCUAUACGUAGAUUCGCUGCCAGGCACUAAAAGGAAAACUGACCUUCAAAAGAUGCCAGAACUUGAACUUGUACACUAAACCAGUGUCAUUUUAUCAUAACGCCAGAAGUUCUGAUCAAAACAUUUCUCAUACCACCAGUGCAUUCCCCUGGAUUUCUCUCUCUCAAGCCAUCCUUCCUAAAUUCUGCCUCAGCAGGGUUGUACAUCUGUGUGUUAUUACCGAAUAGGAACUGUGACAAACCCUCUCAUUUCUGACUCUACAGGAUAAUGUGCUCUGGUUAAACUGAGCUGUCUUAGGUGGGGGAAAGGGAAACAUGUAUGAAUGGCAAAAUCCAGUAGCUUUCCCAUGAGAGAAUCUGACUCAGUUAGCUGGACAGUGUUAAACAGCCACACCAGUCCACACAUGGAGCCUGAAGGACUACGAACAUGUUUUGACGCAGCUACUGAAAGUCUUUUUUGCAAAUUAUUGUUACAUUAAACCUUAAUUUGAAAGCUGAGGUCGCCCGGUAGAGUGCACACCACAUGUUAGGGUAUGGCCUGCUCCCUUUGCUCCAUGUCAACCCCUCCACCCUCCUGUCUGUGUCAAGCUAUCCAAUAACACAAUGAAUAAAAAACAAAAUUUAA